Messenger RNA from Chanos chanos (milkfish), 2754 nucleotides. RefSeq names its product transient receptor potential cation channel, subfamily C, member 3 (gene trpc3). The transcript is spliced from 13 exons. Gene Ontology annotation, molecular function: inositol 1,4,5 trisphosphate binding; protein binding; store-operated calcium channel activity. The coding region runs from base 1 to 2754 and encodes 917 amino acids. The record is from RefSeq and is a predicted model, not a curated record. NCBI's taxonomy places the organism in Eukaryota, Metazoa, Chordata, Actinopteri, Gonorynchiformes, Chanidae. Gene Ontology annotation, biological process: single fertilization; regulation of cytosolic calcium ion concentration; calcium ion transmembrane transport. Gene Ontology annotation, cellular component: plasma membrane; cation channel complex.
AUGUCAACGAAAAGCAGAACAUCCAGAUUUCAAAAGCGGGUCUCGUUUUCCGAAGAAGAAGAUGAACAAUGCUGGAAAGAGGAAAACGGCGGUUUGGAUGCACAUUACUUAAAAUCCGUAAAGACCAUCAGGGAUUCAUCGGGUUACUAUCGUUACAAUAUGAAACCAGCAGAGAGCUUUGGUCACCGAAGGAUGACCAUGCAGCGGGAGAAAGGCCGUCGGCAGGCAGUGCGGGGACCGGCUUUCAUGUUCAACGCCCGAGGCACCAGCCUCACCUCCGAGGAGGAACGCUUCCUGGAUGCGGCUGAAUACGGCAACAUCCCUGUGGUGCGCAAGAUGCUGGAAGAGUCACCAACUCUUAACGUCAACUGCGUGGAUUACAUGGGGCAGAAUGGGCUGCAGCUUGCCGUCGGCAACGAACACCUGGAGGUGACGGAGCUGCUCCUGCGGAGAGAGAACCUGGCACGUAUUGGCGAUGCCCUCCUGCUGGCGAUUAGCAAGGGCUACGUACGCAUCGUAGAGGCCAUACUGGCCCACCCAUCCUUCGUUACCAGUGAGCGACUCACGCGUAGCCCUUGCGAACUGCAGGACGACGACUUCUACUCGUACGACGAGGACGGCACGCGCUUCUCACCCGACAUCACACCCAUUAUCCUUGCCGCCCACUGCCAGAAAUACGAGGUGGUGCACAUGCUGCUCAUGAAGGGUGCGCGCAUCGAACGGCCACACGACUACUUCUGUAAGUGUGCUGAUUGCACCGAAAAACAACGCAAGGACUCCUUCAGCCAUUCUCGCUCAAGGAUCAACGCCUAUCGUGGGCUAGCCAGCCCCGCUUACUUAUCACUGUCCAGUGAGGAUCCGGUCCUUACCGCUCUAGAGCUCAGCAACGAGCUCGCCAAGCUGGCCAACAUCGAGAAGGAGUUUAAGGAUAAAAAGAACCAUAAAAAAGAGACCGGGCAGCACAAUUGCUUCUCCCUGAAUGACUAUCGCAAGCUGUCUAUGCAGUGUAAGGAUUUUGUGGUGGGAGUCCUGGACUUGUGCAGGGAUACCGAGGAAGUAGAGGCCAUCUUAAAUGGAGAUAUAUCGGCAGAGCUGGAGGAGGGUCAGCGCCACCGCACACUGCUGAGCCGAGUAAAACUGGCCAUUAAAUACGAGGUCAAGAAGUUUGUUGCGCACCCCAAUUGCCAGCAACAGCUUCUGACUAUCUGGUAUGAGAACCUGUCUGGUCUCCGGGAGCAAACUAUUGCAGUGAAAUGCUUGGUGGUAUUGGUGGUGGCUUUGGGGCUCCCCCUGCUGGCUGUAGGAUAUUGGUUUGCCCCAUGUAGCAAGCUGGGGAAGGUCUUACGGAGUCCAUUUAUGAAGUUUGUGGCACAUGCAGCGUCCUUCAUCAUUUUCCUGGGCUUGCUGGUGUUCAACGCGUCGGAUCGCUUUGAGGGCAUCACCACGUUACCCAAUGUGACUGUCACAGAUCACCCCCUCCAGAUAUUCAGAGUCAAGACCACACGAUUCACCUGGACUGAGAUCCUGAUCAUGGUGUGGGUUGCAGGAAUGAUGUGGUCAGAGUGUAAGGAGCUGUGGACAGAGGGGCCUAGGGAAUACAUUCUGCAGCUGUGGAAUGUUCUGGAUUUUGGCAUGCUGUCUAUUUUCAUAGCAGCUUUCACCGCUCGAUUCUUCGCAUUUCUCCAAGCCAUGAAAGCCCAGGAGUACGUGGAUGAAAAGAUCCACGCUCCCGACCUUUCUCUGGUUACUCUACCCCCUGACAUAAAGUACUUCACAUACGCAAGAGACAAGUGGUUGCCCUCAGAUCCUCAACUCAUCUCAGAGGGUCUUUAUGCCAUCGCUGUUGUCCUUAGUUUCUCGAGAAUAGCCUACAUUCUCCCUGCCAACGAGAGCUUUGGGCCUCUGCAGAUCUCCCUGGGUCGGACCGUCAAAGAUAUCUUUAAAUUCAUGGUGCUCUUCAUCAUGGUUUUCCUCGCGUUCAUGAUUGGCAUGUUCAUUCUCUACUCCUAUUACCUGGGUGCCAAGGUUAAUCCCGCCUUCACAACGGUUGAGGAGAGUUUUAAGACUCUGUUCUGGUCCAUAUUUGGUCUGUCAGAGGUGUCCUCUGUGGUGCUGAAAUAUGAUCAUAAGUUCAUAGAGAACAUUGGCUAUGUGCUUUAUGGGAUAUAUAAUGUUACCAUGGUGGUCGUGCUCCUCAACAUGCUCAUCGCAAUGAUCAACAGCUCCUAUCAAGAGAUAGAGGAUGAUGCUGAUGUGGAAUGGAAGUUUGCAAGGUCCAAACUCUGGCUGUCCUAUUUUGACAAUGGCAAAACUCUUCCACCACCUUUCAGCAUAGUACCCAGCCCUAAGUCCUUUUUUCAGUGCAUCAAGAAAUUGAUUAACCUCCUACGAUGUCGUCGGAGAAGGUUGAAGAAGGAUGUUGAGCUUGGCAUGGACAACUCCAAAUCGAGGUUGAACCUCUGCACUCAGUCAAACCUGCGCAUUGCUGAGUCUUACAGCUUCAACAGCAUUCUCAACCAGCCUACUCGCUACCAGCAAAUUAUGAAGCGUCUAAUUAAACGCUACGUCCUGAAAGCACAAGUGGACAAAGAAAAUGAUGAAGUCAAUGAAGGUGAACUCAAAGAGAUAAAACAGGAUAUUUCAAGCUUACGCUAUGAGCUCCUGGAAGAAAAAUCCCAGGCCACAGAAGAGCUUUCUAUGCUCAUCCAGAAACUCAGUGAUAAACUGAACCUGGGCCCAAAUUGUUGUGAGUGA